AAUGCCUCCCAUCCCAAUUUUCACUUUCAAUUCCAUAACUGGAAACCUUCAUUUCUUAUUCAGCCCCUCUUCCUCCUAAUAUAACCUCAACUCUAAGAAAACUCACCCAACUACUACUCCUAAUGACGUCCCACCAUCUUUGAAAAUGCGUUGCUUAUAUUCCUCUUAAAUAUGCCUGUUUCUUCCGAUCUCAGACAGGACCCAUUUUCAUUUCUUUGUUGAUUCCUUCUUUGGGUUCUGGAGAUUCUUCCAAAAUGGGGAAAUGCUUCUGGGCUUUUCUUUUUAUUGCUUUUGGGUUUGCUCCGAGCAUUACCGCUGAGCACAAUCCUCGUACUGAGAGAAUUUCUGGAAGUGCUGGUGAUGUCUUGGAAGAUGAUCCAGUAGGAAGACUGAAGGUGUAUGUAUACGAGCUUCCAAGCAAAUACAACAAGAAAAUCCUUCAGAAAGACCCCAGAUGUCUAUCACAUAUGUUUGCUGCUGAGAUCUUCAUGCACAGGUUUCUUUUAUCUAGUGCUGUUCGAACACUCAAUCCAGAGGAAGCAGAUUGGUUUUAUACGCCUAUAUAUGCCACUUGUGAUCUUACACCUACUGGCUUGCCAUUGCCCUUCAAGUCUCCACGGAUGGUGAGAAGUGCAAUACAGCUUAUUUCCUCAAGCUGGCCUUACUGGAAUAGAACAGAAGGGGCUGAUCAUUUCUUUGUUGUGCCCCAUGAUUUCGGAGCAUGCUUUCACUAUCAAGAAGAGAAAGCUAUUGAGCGGGGGAUCCUUCCAAUUCUCCAGCGUGCUACCUUGGUUCAGACUUUUGGGCAACGGAACCAUGUGUGCCUGAAAGAGGGUUCAAUCACAAUUCCUCCUUAUGCUCCCCCUCAAAAGAUGCAGGCCCGCCAGAUUCCACCAGAGACUCCACGGUCUAUUUUUGUCUACUUCCGUGGGUUGUUUUAUGACGUGAAUAAUGACCCUGAAGGUGGCUACUAUGCAAGAGGUGCAAGGGCAGCUGUUUGGGAGAAUUUUAAGAACAAUCUACUUUUUGACAUCUCCACUGAACAUCCAACCACUUAUUACGAGGAUAUGCAACGAGCUAUAUUCUGCUUGUGCCCGCUAGGGUGGGCACCCUGGAGUCCUAGGCUAGUCGAAGCUGUAGUAUUCGGCUGCAUUCCUGUCAUCAUAGCAGAUGAUAUAGUUUUACCCUUUGCUGAUGCUAUCCCCUGGGAGGAAAUUGGAGUGUUUGUUGCAGAAGAAGAUGUUCCCAAGUUGGAUACAAUUCUCACAUCUAUACCCCCCGAAGUAAUUUUAAGGAAACAGAGGCUUCUUGCAAAUCCUUCAAUGAAAAGAGCCAUGUUGUUUCCACAACCUGCACUACCAGGAGAUGCUUUCCAUCAAAUAUUGAAUGGCCUGGCUCGCAAAUUGCCACAUCAGAAGAGUAUUUACUUGAAGCCUGGUAAAAAGAUUUUGAACUGGACAGCAGGACCAGUUGGAGACUUGAAACCUUGGUGAUGCAAGUGUUCUUCAACAUUCAUUGCUUCACCAAGCUCUCUCAGUUGUAGUAACAAGUCGAGACAGGUAUUGGCCUUGUAUAGAAUUCUAAAAUUUUCUUACAAAUUCUAAAUUUUGUAUUGAAAUACACAUCUGGAUAUAGUCAUAUAGAUUGAUGACGCCUUAACACUUCCACAUGAAAAAGCCUGAACACAACCAAUUAUUUUGAUCUAGGUUGAGUUUUUACAUAUGCCCUCCAUUCCAUCAUCAUUCGGUUUAAUCCUUUGAAGCCGUGGUUUAGAACGGAAUUGAAGGAACCUUUAUUUGAUGAUUUUGUGUCAACCAUUUGCACGUGUGCCAGGAUGGAUGAUACUAAAGUGGCCUGUGUUGACUGUUGAUCCAACGGUCACUGUGAAAUACCCUUGUGGGUUCGAUUCACAAUCGUUGCGCCCGUGACUUUUUUUUUUUAUUCUUUUUUGGUGUAUUAGAGUUAUGCAAACCAAUCAUAUGGCAACCCUUGGAUGAUAAUAAUAGUCAGAUUAAUGAGGUUCAACCAUGAUGAAGGACUGGCUUAUUGCAGCCUAGGCAGCUGCGUGUCCCU
Durio zibethinus is the source of this 2073-nucleotide messenger RNA. RefSeq names its product putative beta-1,4-xylosyltransferase IRX10. Lineage: Eukaryota; Viridiplantae; Streptophyta; Magnoliopsida; Malvales; Malvaceae. Gene Ontology annotation, molecular function: glycosyltransferase activity. The record is from RefSeq and is a predicted model, not a curated record. Gene Ontology annotation, biological process: glucuronoxylan biosynthetic process; plant-type secondary cell wall biogenesis.